This is a messenger RNA of Racocetra persica, 669 nucleotides long. The record is from the annotation of a GenBank genome assembly. NCBI's taxonomy places the organism in Eukaryota, Fungi, Glomeromycota, Glomeromycetes, Diversisporales, Gigasporaceae.
AUGAUUGCAAGCAACAGCGAAAGAAUGAUUGAGAGUAUGCAAAAAGCAGAUAAAGAUGGAUUUCCAAGAGAAACACCCCAUUUUCCUACCUACAAACAAGGGGUCCGCAGUAUGAUUGGUGUUCGUUUGAGUACUAAAAUAUUUAUGAAUACGCGAACGUCCGUUUUUAGAACUUUAACAACCAUGGCAAAUCCUAAGUGUUAUUUUGAUGUAGUUGUUGAAAAAGGUGGCCACCAACAAUCACUCGGCAGAAUCGUGUUUGAACUUAGGAAAGAUGUCGUCCCCAAGACCGGCGAAACUGGUAAAGGCUAUAAGGGCUCCAUCUUUCAUCGUGUCAUUCCUCAAUUUAUGAUUCAAGGUGGUGACUUUACCAAGGGUGACGGAACUGGCGGUGUAUCCAUUUAUGGUAAUAAAUUCCAUGAUGAAAAUUUCACUUUGAAGCACAUCGGGCCUGGUAUUCUUUCAAUGGCUAAUGCUGGACCCAACACUAAUGGAUCUCAAUUCUUUAUUUGCACUGUAAAGACUACCUGGUUGGAUAAUAAGCAUGUCGUCUUUGGACAUGUGGUUGAAGGUAUGGAAGUUGUAUACGAAAUUGAAAAAUUAGGUUCAUCUAGCGGUACCAUUAAGGACCAAAAAAAAGUCAGGAUUGCUGAUUGUGGUGAAUGCUGA